Molecule: messenger RNA, 1920 nt
Organism: Clonostachys byssicola
Lineage: Eukaryota; Fungi; Ascomycota; Sordariomycetes; Hypocreales; Bionectriaceae
Source: the annotation of a GenBank genome assembly
AUGGCUGCCGAUCAGGUUGAAGGAGGAUCGGCACCUCCUGCCACGGAGGUGGAACGAGUUUUCGCCGAAUGGGAAGACUGCUUCCAACGACACAAGCAGGAGCUACAGGCGCUGAGAUCACCACAACAAGAAUACAAGGCGAAGGUCGACGCUAUCGACGCCCGGAUAUCGCAAUGGUGGGCUGCGUAUGACGAGAUGACAGCCGCUGAGAAGCAACAGGAGCGGGAUAGCCUGGGGCUGUUGUUCACGGAAAAGUCGAGCCUUGCUGGUCAACAUCAGUCGACACUAGAAGCUCAACAAGCGGCCUAUGAGAGACGACAACGAGAAGUUUUUCAGCGCCUACACGCGGCUAUGGGCCGUCUAGUGAAGGCUCACUCUCCUGAUGAUGGGAGAAAGCGGAAUGACGCAACGUCUCUUGAUAGAUCCAAGGACGGCGACAGUCAAAUUGGAGACCGCACCAGGGAGUCUGAGUCAGAAGCCGAAACUGUAGAGAGCAGCGGAGAUUCUGAAGAGGAGGGACAUGCAGUUACACCGAAAGGUAACACGGAAAAGGCUAUGAAGCGCCCUCGCCCUGAUGCUGAACUUUCGCCACGUGAAACAGAAGAGCAGAAUGAGGGAGGACGCAAACGACGCCCGAACAGGAGUUCUCGAUUUUCUACCGGUGGUCGUUUCGGCACGCGCACCGCCGAACGUCCAGGGAUUAAAAUGAGAGGACAACGGGGGCGGCCCCGAGGACGACCUCGAGGGCGUGGCCGAGGUCGUGGCCGAAGUGAAACCAUGUCGGGGAGAACUCGAUCAGGAGGCCGAGGAGACGAACCCACAGACGAUACAGUACAAGAAACCCUAGGGCCUGGUUGGAGGCAGGUUGGCUCUGUGUUCCGGCAUGGACCGGAGCCCGCUGGUCGUCGCGCGCCUCGAAAAGAGCGAGAUGGUUCAGAGGAAGACAACACAUAUGUACGUCGUGCGCCUGGGGAGGUGUGCCUGGCAUACUUUGGGGACAAUGCUGUUAAGACCCCUAUUCUCAUUCUGCCUCUAAACGACAUGGAGUCUAUCGGAAUCAGUGAGAGCCUCGCCACCCUGAAUCUGGACGAAGAUAUGCCCAAGUGCUGUAUAUUCAGCUCUCGCGCUCAGAAGUAUCAGUGGGCACGAGGGUAUGAGGAUGACGGGAGGCUCGAAUCGAAUCGGGAAUAUCCAGUCCUAUGUUUGGUUAGCUCCCAACUGACAAAAUGCCCAGCUUCGUGGGUUGCUGGUGGUGACAUGAUCAGUAUUGAUGAUGAGGUGGGAUGGAAGCUAAAUCAUCACUACCAUGAAGCGUGCGACGUACUCCGCAAAAUCAAACCAAGGCGAUCGGAAUCACCAGCUAGGAAUACAGAGAACAUCCAAAAUGAUCAAAACUCAACUGCUGUUUUGGAGGUGGACAAUAGUUUACGCACAAGCCUCGAUGGGACGAGUAACUCAAAUCCUGAGCCUGAAACGUCAACUCAACCAGAGAUAUUCCCUAACCCAAAUGGCGGAUCGUUUUCUGAAGAAACAACAUCUGAAAAUGCAGUUCAUCAAAAUGAUGAGAUUGAGGGUGGCUCAGCAACACGUGAUGCUGAGAACGGCAUGGCACCCAAGAACACAUCAUCAUCCUUCUCGGCCGAGCCAGGUCAGGCACCCCAUGAGAGUAGGGGUGUUGAAAAAUCCUACUUGGAGAACCUCGCCCAUACUAGCCUUGACUAUACUUGUAACGAGGCCAAUCCAGAGAACGCCCCAACGAGCAACAAGGAGAGCAUCGCCCUUCAGCAUCAUGUACUCCGAUCGCUGGAGCCCAAACUCCGAGAGGAAUGGCCAUAUGCCAACCUCACCCUACGUCAAAUCUCCAAUCGGAGAUUCAAGACAGUGGUAUAUCUACGAGUUCCGAAACUUCGCACAACGUGA